Brugia malayi is the source of this 531-nucleotide messenger RNA. RefSeq names its product acetylcholine regulator unc-18, putative (gene Bma-unc-18.1). The transcript has 5 exons. Bases 1 to 531 code for a protein of 176 amino acids. Gene Ontology annotation, molecular function: syntaxin binding. Gene Ontology annotation, cellular component: secretory granule; plasma membrane. NCBI's taxonomy places the organism in Eukaryota, Metazoa, Nematoda, Chromadorea, Rhabditida, Onchocercidae. The record is from RefSeq and is a predicted model, not a curated record. Gene Ontology annotation, biological process: vesicle-mediated transport; intracellular protein transport; neurotransmitter secretion.
AUGCUAGCAUUGAUAAAGUGGUAUUGCUUGAUGAAAACGAUGACCUCUGGGAUCGAAAAUCGUCACAAGCUUAUCGCUGUUGUUUCUCAAGGAGUUACGAAAGGGUUGAAAAAUUUUUCCAAAGAUCUGUCAAUGAUGAUCAAAAAGAUGCCACAAUAUCAGAAAGAACUGAAUAAAUUCAACACCCAUUUUCACUUGGAAGAAGAAUGUAUGCGCAAGUAUCAGCAAGGAAUCGAUAAACUUUGUAAAGUGGAGCAGGACUUAGCAUUGCAAGUUGAUGUAAAAGAUCCUAUAAAGUUAAUGGUACCGUUACUGAUUGACCCAGUAGUUGAACCACUCGAUCGCAUUACCGAGGAAAGUUUGGAUAAAUUUCUGCAACAUGCGAAUGUGGUGGAGAAAGACACACUGGCUAAUGCAAUGUUUUUGUGUUUGAAUAUAAUUAUGCAAGGACGCAAACGAUUUUGGACACCGAAUUGUAAAGAACGUCCCAAUGAACAGAUUUACCAAACUUCUCGAUGGGUUCCGUUUUGA